AUGCAUGACUUUGUAGCAACGCCAGUGGACCUGAAAGACGCGCCACCCAAAGACAAGAUGGCGGCUAGCUCACUGGGUACUGAGCGCAUGGCGGACUCCCAGGUGGAGGGGGAACCGUCGGGUGUGCUGGCCAAGUUUAGAGCAGAACUUACCCAGAUCUUGGCAAGGAUGUUCUCUAAAACUGACAGGGGCGCGCUGGUGCAGGAGCUCCAAACUGCCCUAAGAGAAGAACUCGCAGGCCUGCACGCAGACCUGACCACGCUUGAGCAGAAAGUAGCGAGAUGGAGACCGCAACAUAGCGCAAUUGAAACGUUGGUCAAUUGGCAGGGUAACAUGCUGAUUAACUUCCGUAGACAGAUAGAGGAUCUUGAAAACAGGAGCAGGCAUAACAACAUCCGCAUCCGUGGCCUACUGGAAAUGGACGCGGCCCCGCUCACUGCUACCCUCGAAGCCUUAUUCAAACAAAUACUGGGUGCAGACCCCCCUGAAGGUAUUAGAUUCAACCGUGCACACAGAGCCCUGGGACCAGCAAGACAGGAUGGUAGCCUGCAAGAUGUGGUGUGUUGUUGCAUGCUUACGGCCUAA
This is a messenger RNA of Pelobates cultripes (western spadefoot toad), 585 nucleotides long. The record is from the annotation of a GenBank genome assembly. NCBI's taxonomy places the organism in Eukaryota, Metazoa, Chordata, Amphibia, Anura, Pelobatidae.